AUUGACAUAAGUGAGCAGUUAGUAAAUUCAAUAAAUUAGAAGGGUAAAAGUCAAAAUCUGAAGAUUCCUCUGUCUCUCUAUCUAAAACCCUAACCAGUAACAACCCAGAACUUCAGAUCAUGUUUUAAAUAUCAAUUCCCGCCUCUCAUUGUUUCUAUAUAAUCACGCAAUUACUGCAUUUUUCCUCUAAAAAUACUCGAUUUCAUCAAAAGGUUAAUCUUUUGGUAAUCGAGGUUUAUAGAGGCAUCCAAUUCUGAUUCACUAAUUUACAAAAAUGCCUUGGUGUGACCAUUGCAAAAAGAAUACUCCAACAGAACGUGGAGAUGAUGGUUACUUGUGCUGUAUGGUCUGCGGAAAGGUUGUUGAUCAGGAUAUGUUCUCCUCUGAAGUCACAUUUUUUAAAGGCGCUGGAGGCCAGAGCCAAAUGUGUGGAAAUUUUGUGAGGAGUGUGGAAAGUGAUUACUCAGAAUCAUAUCAUAGGACAUUAAAUAAAGGAAGAGAUGAAAUCAGUGAUAUGGUAAUAAGUCUUAACAUAGGUGGUGGUGAUUCUGUAAUUGACGAAGCAGCUCAGUUUUACAAGAUAGCGGUUGACAGAAAUUUCACCAGGGGGCGCAGGACGGCACAGGUUGCAGCUGCGUGUCUUUACAUUACUUGUCGAGAAAAUAAAAAGGCAUACCUUCUCAUUGAUUUUUCAGAAUACCUGCAGAUAAAUGUUUACGUACUAGGAGCUGUGUUUUUGCAGCUCUGCAAAUUGCUGAGGCUUGAAGAACAACCUUUUGUUCAAAAACCUGUUGAUCCUAGUCUUUUCAUUCACCGUUUCUCGGAACGUUUACUGGGAGAGAGGAAUCCUGAUGUGCCUAAGACUGCGUUGCGCAUCAUAGCUAGCAUGAAGCGAGAUUGGAUGCAGACUGGACGAAAACCUAGUGGCUUGUGUGGUGCAGCAUUAUACAUAUCUGCACUUUCCCAUGGACUUAAGUACUCGAAGGCAAAUGUUGUAAGUGUUGUGCAUAUCUGUGAAGCAACAUUAACUAAACGUUUGGUUGAAUUCGAGAACACCGAGUCGGGGAGCUUGACAAUUGAGGAGUUCGAGAUGAAAGCAGUUGAAUAUGAGAAACAAGGUAGUUCACAAGAGCUAAAUCUAGCAACUAAAUCAUGCGAGAAGGUGGAAUUACUUUGUGAACACAAAGGCACCGGAAACCCUCAAUUCGCCCACGGGCUUUGUAAAGCUUGUUAUGAUGAUUUCUUUAUUCUCUCAGGAGGACUUCAAGGAGGUUCAGAACCUCCAGCAUUCCAGCGUGCUGAAAGGGAAAGGGAGAGAAGGGCGAAAGCCGCUACAGACAGCAAUGCAGAAGAAUCAAGUUUGUUGGAGAAAAGUUCAGAGCAUCUCUCCAUAGAGAACCAAGAUGUCAUUGAAAAAGCGAAACUGCGCCCCACACCAUCACAAUGUACUGAGAUGCAAGAAGGUGCUACAGCCGGCCAUAAGGCAGUAGAGGAGGGUGCAUCUGAUCAAUCACAGUGUGAUGAGGGUAUGGAUGGUAUUGCUGGUGAUGAAUCAGAAAGCCUGUCUGAUAUCGACGAUGAUGAGGUGGACGGGUACCUUCACAAUGAGGAUGAAAAACGUUAUAAGAAAAUAAUCUGGGAAGAGAUGAACAAGGAGUACAUUGAGGAGCAAGCAGCUAAAGAAGCUGCCGCAGCAGCUGCUAAGGAAGCGUUUGAGGCCAAUUUUAAGAACUGUCCGCCAGGAGCACGGGAAAUUGCUGCAGCGGCUUUAGCUGGUGUUGCCAAGAACAAAAAGGAAAGGCAACAAAAAAGAGCUGCGGAUGCCAAGAAUAUGGCUCCUGCUCAAACUGCUGCAGAAGCCACUCGCCAAAUGCUAGCUAAAAAGAGACUCAGCUCCAAAAUUAACUACGAUGUCUUGGACAAACUCUUUGAUGACUCCACAACUGCUGAGGCCAUAAAAAAGAAGCGCAUCGAAUCUGAUAAAAGUGACACACCUGCUAAAGUGGAUGUAAAGGGCAAGGAGGAUGAAGAACCUGAAUCAGAUCUCGUAGACAAUGAGGAUUAUGAGGAAGAUGGCAAUGGAGACUACUAUGGUGAUGAAGCAUCAUAUUAUGGAAAUGAAGAAGGCGGGUAUGGUAAUGAUGAGGACUAUGGUUACGAGUAUUAGUAUGUGUUUGUAAUAAUUUAAUUUUGUGAUACCUGGCUGGUGUAGCCUUAUUUUUACCAAUUUCUGUUGUUAUAUCUUUAUUCUUUUCCCCAUAUGAACCUUAAUAAGUGGGUAAUAAGAUGAGGGUAGUGGUGUCUCUUAGUACGCUUAUGUAAAUUCAUAAUAAUAAGAUGAGGUCUUACAGAAAA
Papaver somniferum (opium poppy) is the source of this 2355-nucleotide messenger RNA. Its product is annotated as transcription factor IIIB 60 kDa subunit-like. The record is from RefSeq and is a predicted model, not a curated record. Lineage: Eukaryota; Viridiplantae; Streptophyta; Magnoliopsida; Ranunculales; Papaveraceae. Gene Ontology annotation, cellular component: transcription factor TFIIIB complex; nucleus; transcription preinitiation complex. Gene Ontology annotation, biological process: transcription by RNA polymerase III; transcription preinitiation complex assembly; DNA-templated transcription initiation. Gene Ontology annotation, molecular function: RNA polymerase III type 3 promoter sequence-specific DNA binding; TBP-class protein binding; RNA polymerase III general transcription initiation factor activity. The coding region runs from base 275 to 2167 and encodes 630 amino acids. The transcript has 20 exons.